Rhopalosiphum padi (bird cherry-oat aphid) is the source of this 537-nucleotide messenger RNA. Its product is annotated as sine oculis-binding protein homolog. The coding region runs from base 152 to 463 and encodes 103 amino acids. The transcript is spliced from 2 exons. NCBI's taxonomy places the organism in Eukaryota, Metazoa, Arthropoda, Insecta, Hemiptera, Aphididae. The record is from RefSeq and is a predicted model, not a curated record.
UUACGCCUCUACACCAGUUAUCAAUUAUUUGUUCGGCAGUAGUCUACAAUAUACACUUCAUUCGCCUGUGUAGUUAUAAUAUAUAAUAUUAAUUAUUAUAUAUACUAAACCGUUUUAAAUACAAACAAACUUAACCACACUUGACAAAAAAAUGAACACUAACACUGCGUCACUGUUUGUGCUAGUCGCCUGUUGUCUUGUCACUAUGUCCGCCACCGCCCCGUCCGGUUUGAUACCUGUACCCUUAGCUUCAGCACCUAUCGUAACCGCCCCUAUCCAACCUGCAGUGGUCACCGCUUACAGUUCGCAGUACGUCGCCAGAAAUUACAACGGAAUUGCCGUUUCACCUGCUGUUGUUCCUCCCGCGGCCAUCGUUACCUAUCCUGCCGCAGCUCCAGCACCCGUCUACUCACCCACUGGACUCGCCUACCCAGGGCCACUGGUUCAAGACUAUCUUUUCUAAAGAUAACUCUCGAUUUUAACAAAUAUAUUGUAAAUAAUAAUUAAUAAUGCAUAAAAUAAAUAAUGUCCCGCAAA